This is a messenger RNA of Exophiala aquamarina CBS 119918, 1353 nucleotides long. RefSeq lists its product as uncharacterized. Bases 1 to 1353 code for a protein of 450 amino acids. Gene Ontology annotation, molecular function: transcription coregulator activity. Lineage: Eukaryota; Fungi; Ascomycota; Eurotiomycetes; Chaetothyriales; Herpotrichiellaceae. The transcript is spliced from 2 exons. Gene Ontology annotation, cellular component: SBF transcription complex; cytoplasm. The record is from RefSeq and is a predicted model, not a curated record.
AUGGACAUGGACAAAGGCCCACCACCAGCAGAACAAUCACCACCACCAUCACACGAACCUCUGACAUCUGCCCCUGCGCCCUGGCUGCAUCCUCCUGCUGCAUCUUUCCCCUCGAGUUCGCAUCCAACUUUGCAACAAUCAGCUCUAUCAGACUCGACCCGCCCUAAAUCUCUCAACAUCACAACAUCCGACACUGCCUCUUCCACCACCACCACCCACAACCUACCCACCCUCAACCACGAUGACUCCACCACCUCGCCUUCUUCAGCCAGAUCAAGUCAAGCCGAAUCGCAGGACACUGGCUCCACAGAUUUGUUAGACAGGAAGCCUCUGCAGGUUGUCGAGAAUCUCAAGACUGAAGCCGGCAAUGAACAACAAUGCUCACUUUCCACUUCUCAAAGCCCAGAGCCCUUUUCGUUAUCCGGCACCAAGCGGACAGCCACCGGCCAGUUGAAGAGAUCCAGUGUGAAUGGUCUAGGGGACCUGGUUGCCAAAGCUUCCAGUCACACGCGCGCCUCAAGUAUGGUCUCAAAUGGGAGUAACAGUAAUGGAAAUGUUCUCGAGGUCUCUCAACAGCUACGCACCAAACUUAAAUACGCCAUGAUCAAGGUUCAGAAUGGUUGGCAGUCGCGGACAUUUGAUGAGAUUGAGUCUCUCGCCUCUCAAUCUCCUCGCUCCACCGUGUCUGGCUUCCAACAUUUCAACGACCCUCAGUCCAUACUGUCACCUCGCAUUGUCAUGACGAGGAAAUAUCAACGCCAGUCUAGUGAAAGCGAUUCUUCCGACAGCACUGUCGCUUUGGAGCACCGUGGUCUGGUAAAUAUGGUGACGAGCCCUCAAGCUCCAUCGCACCGUGCCUUGGCUCCACCGCUCGAUAUAGGGCCCGCUUCGCGACGCCGGCCCACUCCAAAUGCGUCAUAUCACAACGUCCAUGGUCCGCAGGUUCAAGCGAGACAUUUGCAUUCUUCUAACCCGGUGACUGGUCAACGGACGCCAAGUCAAAAUGCCGCCAUGGAGGCGGAUGCAGUCGAAACUUUGUUGUUUAUGGCCAGUCCAAAUAAUUCAGGCUACAACCCCCCCGGCCGUUCAUCCCAAGAAUCCUCGUCGACUCGUGCCAGCCAGAUCUUUGCUUCACAGACAUCCCCCCUCCGCACACAGUUCAGUCAAACUUCAAUGACAUCGCCGAAGAAAGUGGCAUUUUCUGAGAAGCAUAGCGCCACUUCUGCGGCCGAUAAAGAUGCUUUGAUUGAUCGCAUGCUGGACGAGUUGUCUGAUGACAGUGAUGGAAGUCUUGAGCGAGCUUUCAAACUGGCCGACAAAACUAAACCAACAGCUCAUCCCCUGUCGACUUGA